AUGCCUGGAUCCGGCGAACGCAGCCUCCAAGCCCUCCUGGCAACAAUGAAACCCACUCUCCCCCUGCACUCCCUGCAGCCAGAAAUGCUCUUCCGCGAACCAGAGGGCCUCACAAUCAUCGCAUCAAAGACACUCGCCGAGUCGCACGGAUUCGGGUGCGCCGACUACGUCUUCCCGUGCAAGAAGCUGUCGUUGACGGUGCAUUCUAGUCUGGAGGCGGUCGGGCUGCUGGCUGCCAUUACGAAUCGGUUUGCGGAGAGGAGCAUCAGCACGACUGUUGUCAGUGGCUAUUUUCAUGAUCAUAUUUUUGUUGCGGUGGGGAGCGAGGAGACGGCGAUGCGGGUGUUGGAGGAGAUGAUGGAGGAUGCCCUGGUUCACGGCUGCCUGUGA
This is a messenger RNA of Monascus purpureus, 390 nucleotides long. Lineage: Eukaryota; Fungi; Ascomycota; Eurotiomycetes; Eurotiales; Aspergillaceae. The record is from the annotation of a GenBank genome assembly.